UUAAGCUACUGUACCAGACAGAAAUAACGAGCCUGACCCAUGAUGACUAGAUAUAUUGCGUGGAUUUUGUCCCUUCCCAUCGCCGUGCAAUGCGGCGACAUUUUGUGGACUGGCAUCUUUAAUUCUUCUGCAAUAGUUGCUGACUUUGACAAAUGGUCCUGGUCAAACCAGAUUGCACCCUGGCAGUGGUACAUUCACGGCACUGGAAGCACCGGUGAAUAUCUCGAGCUCUCACCAGAUUUCAAGAACCCAGUCGAUACCAGCGAUGCUCAAGGUAUCCGGAUCUCUAUUGACGGAACGUCCUUUUGGAAUGGCCAGACCAUGGAGCGGAGCGAGAUCAUCCCUCAAACGUCCGAGAAUUUGGGUACCGGGCGCCUGUUCUAUCACUUCUCGUUGAUGACCAGCACCACCAAUCCUCCCAAUCCCAAAUUUGAACACCAAAUCGCGUUCUUCGAGAGCCACUUCACCGAGUUAAAGUACGGCCUGCUUAGCGGCGACUCGGCCAGUGAAGACAAUACACUGCGCUGGUGUGUUAGCGGAAUAACAAAAUGGUCCACGCAGCUUGAAGCCGGCAACUGGUAUAACUUCGCAUAUGAUAUUGACUUCGAUGCAAAAACUGUGUCGCUGUGGGCAAGUAACGGCUCCGAUCCAUUGAGUGCCGUCGUCACGGGUGUCAGCGUAUCGACUUCGACCAACUCUGCAGAUUGGCAUGUUGGAGAGCUACGACUAAACAAUGGAGGUACUGACGCCGCUGCCGAAGACUGGUUCUGGUCGGGUAUCUAUGUGGAAAACGCUCCAAUUACAGCCACAAUUGCGGGUCCACUUGCGGGCCAGUCGGAAUGA
Messenger RNA from Penicillium subrubescens, 843 nucleotides. Its product is annotated as glycoside hydrolase family 131 protein. The coding region runs from base 40 to 843 and encodes 267 amino acids. NCBI's taxonomy places the organism in Eukaryota, Fungi, Ascomycota, Eurotiomycetes, Eurotiales, Aspergillaceae. The transcript is spliced from 4 exons. The record is from RefSeq and is a predicted model, not a curated record.